GCUCUGAAGAAAAAUCGAAAAAUGACUUAUGGAAGUGUAUCGUCAACUCAAGCGUCACAGGCGGCUGAUAGCGAAAUCUACCAACUUCGACCCUGGCAUCUUCUCAUUAUCUGCGCAGCUCUUUUUGCUCAAGAGGUGGCCAUCACGAACGAGCUCAUCUACAUGGUCACGUGGGAGAAGCUUCUUGGGGUUCCCUUGGAGUUUGUGUCACUGCCGGGGGUCAUUUCUGCAACAAUUAGUUUCUUUUCUAUCCCGGUGAUGGGCAGAUUUGGAGAUAAAGGCAAUCGAUUGAGAAGAAAGUCUCUUCUGGUCAUUGGCAGCGGCUGUUGCCUCUUCAUUGGAUCCUGCUGCAUGUUUGUUGGAUGUCUCAUCAAAUGGUUGGGUAUACACAGCAACGAGAAUAGGCUUUCCAACCUACCAGCGGGGAAUCGGACCUGUCAGAACCAAAAUGCUAAAUCUAACAUAACAAGUCUUAACGAGACCGAUUGCUUAAUGCUUUCUGAUUCUGAGAACAUGAUCCUACAUGAUCCUCUCUCCAGACUCACCAGUGUCUUGGCAGUGGCAACUUUUGUCUUUAUAGAUUAUGGUUUCGACACUGGUUCCCCAAACAUUAGAAGCUACAUGCUAGAAUGUGUACAUAAGUCACAACACUCUAAAGUUCUGUCGGUUGGUGUUAUAAUGUCAGGUCUCGGAGGUUUUGUUGUCUCCUUGAUUGGAUUGUUUGAUUUAAACUUUACCGCUGAGCAAGAUGUAGACCCCAAUAUAGUCAAAGCGCUGGCUCUCUGUUUUUUCCUCAUGAUCUCUGUACUAAUAACCUUUUCAAUAACUUUAAUCUACGGUCGAAAUUUGUUUCAUAAAUACAAUACACAGACUACGAAGGAUGACGAGAGAAACAUAUGCGGUAAAUGUCAUAAUGGAAACAACAGCGAGACUGAGUCUGUCAAUCAAUCAACUCAUGAACAAGUCAAUCAUAAUGAGACAAAUGGCAAUCUAAACUAUUCCAAAUGUGCAGAUUCCGUUCUUCAAAAAAUUCAAAAUGAGAAUGUAGAUAUUUCGGAACGUCAAGCUUUCAAGACAGUGCAGUCAAACACUCACAUAGACAUAGAAAACAAAAUGAAUAUCGUAGACAAACAUGAUGAAACCAAGAUCCAAUGGUCGAGUUGUAGUGAUGAGGAACACCAGAUUUCAUGUUCACUACCAAACUAUUUACCUGAGUCUAAUUCAGUUUAUGUGGACACUUCUCUCGACACCACCAUAAAGAAAUAUUUUAGGCAAAUCUCUUUCCGAGUUUCCCAGUUCUUUGCAGGUUGUAUUUCUCUAAUAAAAACUCCUUGGAGAUCUAACAAAGUCUAUUUUGUAUUUCUAUCUUGCCUGCUCGCAUUCUUCGCAUCGGGAACCAACAUUUCGUUCGAACUUUAUUUCACCAAUUUUUUGUCCGAAGGCGUAUAUCAAGGUAAAGGUGACGCGCCCCAACAGGAUGAAGCUAAACAAAGAUAUAACAGUGGAAUGAGGACAGCUGCAAUAGGGACUUUUGUUUUCCAGUCUAUAUUUUUACUCUACAAUGCAGCUCACCAGAAAAUUUCUUCAGAAACAGCUCUGGUGUAUGAGUUCAUGAUUGUAUCGUUGCUGCUGGUGCCUUCACUGCUGGCAUUUGUCCUGACCAAAACACUCGUUUCAUUCUACGUGACCAUCAUUGUGAACGGAGCUUUCAGGACUCUGGUCUUUACCACGCCAUAUAUACUGGCAGCUGAGACAAUGCGAAUGGAUGAUGAUGAUCAAGGAGAGCAUGAGGCUACCAUAAACAACAGUCUAUCGUCUUCUAAAGGUUCAGACAAUUCGUACGGAUCUGUGAUAUCCAGCGUUGGCAGCACAGUGCCUUUACAUUACCUCCUUCUGUCAACGUUCAUGGGACCUUUGCUGAAGGCAACACAAGACUCUGCCAGUCCUUUGUUCUAUACGAUCUCUAUGGCUAUAGUGACUGUAGGGGUGUGCUUUAGUAUGCUAGUCAGUAGAUACCGCUAUCAGCGAGCUAAGCCAAGUAUACUUGGAUAGUUUGUUAAUCUGCAUAGCCAAGGGUUAAUUAACGUCCAUAGCACAACGUAUUCGAGUAUAAUCAGCUUGGCAUCGAUACAUGUAAUAGCUUAACAAAGUUAUGGUGUAUCUUAAAAGUUUAUAUUGUUUUAUGUGAAGCAUCUUA
Molecule: messenger RNA, 2197 nt
Organism: Biomphalaria glabrata
Lineage: Eukaryota; Metazoa; Mollusca; Gastropoda; Planorbidae
Exons: 5
Coding region: 22-2052 (676 amino acids)
Cellular component (GO): membrane
Molecular function (GO): sucrose:proton symporter activity
Source: RefSeq, a predicted model, not a curated record